Molecule: messenger RNA, 663 nt
Organism: Erythranthe guttata (spotted monkey flower)
Lineage: Eukaryota; Viridiplantae; Streptophyta; Magnoliopsida; Lamiales; Phrymaceae
Source: RefSeq, a predicted model, not a curated record
GUCAGCUUCGUCGAUUGGAUUGGGGGAAAAGAAACCACCAAACGACGUCGUUAGCUCUAAACCCUGAACCUCCGCUUUCUGUAUUGUUGAAAUUUUCUCUUCUUCUCUCCAUUCAAUCAAUGAUGAUAUGUUUUUCGCAAUAGAUUUUGUAUAUGCAAAGAUAUAAUCAGUGGAUAAAUUCAAUUUUUGUAAUCGAGAAAAAAGGAUUAACCUAAAAUGACAUUGUUAUCACGAAUUGUCCGCUCCUGCUCGAGAAAUCAUUCGGGAGCAGCGUCUGCGCAGAUUUUCAGCCGGUUUGGUGCAUCGACGAGAUUUUCGUCGUCAAUCUACACAAGAUCUGCCCCAAUUAAUACACCUCCUCGUCCGUUUUCUGAACAGACAAUGGUGAGAUAUGGUUCAUCGAAGAGAUUCUACUCUUCAAGCUCAAGAUCCACGAGUAACCCUAAGCGUCAACUUCCAUUAUAUGAAUCGGACGUGACUCAUAAUAAGCCUUGGGGAUAUUUUCUAAUAAUUUAUCAUUGCAGCCUGGUUCCGUUCUUGCUGGAAUUGGUGGACUGGUUUUGUUCAUCCGCCAUAAUGAUGAAAAGAGAGUAGUGCUGAAAGGUGACCUCUUGUUUAUUUAUACAAAGAUCCGUUUCUUGUGUGUAUAUACAUCUAUAUAUA